Molecule: messenger RNA, 1945 nt
Organism: Brassica napus (rape)
Lineage: Eukaryota; Viridiplantae; Streptophyta; Magnoliopsida; Brassicales; Brassicaceae
Product: F-box protein At4g00893
Exons: 1
Coding region: 809-1801 (330 amino acids)
Source: RefSeq, a predicted model, not a curated record
UAAUACGGUUUGACUGGAAUUUUGAAUUCGUGGAUUAAAUUGCAAAAAAAAAGAAUUACUAUAUUGAAUUUUUUUUUCAAAAAACAUUUAAACGAAUUUAACCGAAACGGAGUCUAUAAAGGUGAACCUAAAACCCAAAAAACAAAUCUUACAUAAAUUAUGUAUAUCAAUUUUGAGGAUUUUUCUUACAAAUUAAUAUUAACCAAAUAAAUAUUAAACAAAAUAUUUAACUUUACAAUAAUAAAAAUCAUCAAAAACAACAAACCUGAUUACAUAAAACUAUAUUAAAAAUCUAAAAUAAAUAACUGCACGGGCUUAACUCUAGUUCGUAUAUAUAUUUGGAACACCAAGACAUCUGAACACACACAACAAACCCUAAUAUUUUAGAUUCUCUACAGAUUAAUAUGCAACCAGCUUUGUCCCAUCAAACACCACCGCCAUCUCCGGCCAUGACGUCACCCUCACCGUCUUCAUCCACCGUCUCCAGUAAAAGGUUCGUUACUCUCAAGCAAUUCUUACAAAAUAUUAUUCAGUUGUAUUGGAUUUGAGAAGCGUGAUUAAGUUUUUAAAUCUUUUCAACGAAACCAACGUAUUUGUAUUCUUCAAAAAGAGAAAGAGUGUUUAUGUGUGUUUCUUAUUGUAUUCCCGUUUUAGUCUAUGACCUUGAAGUAUAUUACAGCUUUCGCUUUGAGAGGACUUUGAUAAAGUCACAAACUUUUAUAUAAUCUGAAUUUUAUUGUUUUGUAGAUCAAAAACUAAGAGAGAAGAGGCAUUGAAACCGAGUUUCGCUGAUCUUCCAUCAAGUCUUAUGGAAAUAAUAAUGUCUCGUCUUGUAUUAAAAGAUAACAUUUGUGCAUCUGCUGCUUGCAAGUCAUGGCUUGAUGCUGGAGUCUUUGUUCGUGUAGUGGAAAAGCAUCCUUGGCUUUUUUACAUGUCUAGACGUGGACACUCACUUAAACUCGUCGAUCCAUUCCAAUGGAAGUCGUACACUCUAGAACUGCCAGAGAUAGCUAAAUCAACUGUGUGUUACUCAAGAGAAGGCUGGUUACUUAUGCAUAGAUCCAACUCAAAGGACAUCUUCUUCUUCAGCCCUUUUUCUCGGGAGCUAAUAAGUUUGCCUAAGUUUGCGUUUCCUUUUAAUGAGAUUGCAUUCUCUUAUCCUCCUACAUCGGAUAACUGUGUUGUGGUAGCUUUAAACUUUAACGUGCAGCAUCGUGUCACUACUAUCAGCACUUGCCAUCCUGGAGCAACUGAGUGGAUUGCUAGUGUCUUCCCUGCUAACUAUCAACAGUUUUCUAUGAAGACCAAGAUUGUCUAUCACAAUGAUCGAUUUUAUUGCUUUAACGUGGGAAUAGAGAGGUUGUUUUCCUUUCACCCAUCUUCCCGUACGUGGAAGUCGUAUCCUCAUGCAAAUUUAGAUCCUACUCUGACACAAGAUUGGUACAAGAAAGAACAUUUUUUGGCAGAGACUAAAGGAGAGCUGUUUCUCAUGUUAACAAACUUAAAUGAGGAACCAAUGGUCUAUAAACUAGUUUCUUGGAGCUGGAAAAAGAUGAGUCCUAGUGAGCUUGAUGGCUUGACAUUCUUUGUCAGUUUUUAUAACUCUGAGUUAGGAACUAAUCUCCCAUGGGUGAGGAACAACGUAUGUUUCUCAAGGUUUGGUUACAAUCGCAGGCAUGUAUCCUACUCGUUCGACCAAAGCAGGUACAAUCCGUCUAUUGAAUGGAACAACGAGUUAGAUCUUUGUCCUCCUCAGAGCCUCUGGAUCAAUCCGCCCAAUAACGUUUUAGACUAUUUGUGAGAGCUUGCGUGUAAGAUUUACUAGUUUUUUUGUUUCAAUUUCUAAGUAAUUGUAGGCCUGGGAGAUUCCUAAUGUAAGAAUGCUUUUAGAUAUUAAACUUGUUUCAUCUUAAACAGACGAGGUUUGUGGACAAAUUGGCUAUAG